AUGGCGCCCCGGGAGCGGUGCGCGUGUGGUCGCGCCGAUGUGCUUCUCUGUCACGACCCCACAGACAAGGCCAUAUACUGUGCGGAAUGCUGGCAGGCGUGGCUCGACACACAAUCGCGACCCGACUUGCCCCCUGAGCUGUCUGUAGCGGAGGAUGGCGAGGACCGAGCCAAGCCCAGCAGUUCUGGGAUUAAGUCAGACGACGACGACGACGACGGCAGCGGGAGUAGCGAUAGCGGCAGUGACGACGGCGUCUCCAAUCUUAAUGAUGAGCCCGAGCUGGAGGGACGGUUCAUCGAGGACACGCUUUAUCUCAUCGACAGGAGCACGCACCGCGUCUAUCAUAGCGAGCGGGACGAGCAAGGGCGCCUCCGACCUGCUGGCAUUCUCGAGGGCGACCGCUUGAUCCUUCCUCAAGCCGAGGCAGCCAGCAGCAGCUUCCCAUGGGAGGCGGAUGCCAACGAUCAUUGCGAGACACCCUACCUAGCUUAUGCUCAUAUUGCACCUUUGCUGCGAUGGCUUGCCAAGAGUCUCGGCAAGACGAGUCAGGAGCUCGUCAUUUAUGACCCUUAUUUUUGUGCCGGCUCGAUGCGGGCACACCUUGCGCGCCUCGGCUUUGAGACAGUUAUUAACGAAUGUCGUGACUUCUACGCUGACGUCGCCUCUGGCAACGUGCCAGACUACGACGUGCUCGUAACCAACCCCCCCUUCUCCACAACGGGCCAGGACCAUGUGGCUCUGCUAUGCCAGUUUCUGCAAAAGACGCCCAAGCCGUUCUGCGUGGUGCAGCCCAACUACGUGUAUACCAAGGCUCCUUGGGCUGCCCUCACACAAACCACCGGGCGUGCGGCACCGUUUCCUUUUUAUUUGACUCCGCGACAGCCCCGACAGUAUGUUUACGAGACGCCACCGGCAUUUCGACCGCUCAAUGCCAAGCAGCGCAAGACGAGUCCCUUCGUAACUCUAUGGUAUUGUCGACUACCUGCUCAUAUGCAAGGAGCGGCAUUUCGAUGGAUGGUAACGCCAGGAUGCAAGCUUCCCCUACGACUCAGCAUCGUCAGCACGGCGUUGCCAGACAACUUCAAGGACUCGAGUGACCGGUCCAGACGAAAAAAUCGCAAGGACCGCCCAAAUCACCGGCACAACCCCGGAUCUGGCAAAAGAUCGGGGGACAAUCGGGGUGGGGCACCCCAAACCAGCGCACCCAAGAAGAAGCAUCGGGACGCGCACCACAAGCAGAGCCGGGCUCCAGCGCGUCGGCCAGACAAGGCAAAACGUUCCAAGUAG
Messenger RNA from Monosiga brevicollis MX1, 1287 nucleotides. RefSeq lists its product as uncharacterized. Bases 1 to 1287 code for a protein of 428 amino acids. The transcript has 2 exons. The record is from RefSeq and is a predicted model, not a curated record. Gene Ontology annotation, biological process: methylation. Gene Ontology annotation, molecular function: methyltransferase activity; nucleic acid binding. NCBI's taxonomy places the organism in Eukaryota, Choanoflagellata, Craspedida, Salpingoecidae.